Eimeria acervulina is the source of this 1335-nucleotide messenger RNA. RefSeq lists its product as hypothetical. The transcript has 4 exons. Bases 1 to 1335 code for a protein of 444 amino acids. Gene Ontology annotation, cellular component: cytoplasm; nucleus. NCBI's taxonomy places the organism in Eukaryota, Apicomplexa, Conoidasida, Eucoccidiorida, Eimeriidae. Gene Ontology annotation, molecular function: protein binding. The record is from RefSeq and is a predicted model, not a curated record.
AUGGGAAAUGAUUCGUCUUCUCCUGGGGGAUUUGCACGUCAGCAACCUCCAGCUUCAGAAGCUUCACAAGCCGCUCAGGAGCAGGAAAUGACUGACAUUUCUGCCUGUUCAUCAGAGUCUGAAGAGUCAGAAGCAGAAAGCCCUACUAACCGCUCAGAAAGGCCUCGUAAACCCCCAGGGAACCCGUGGCUGCUGCAGGCGGCUGAAAUGGUCUUUUCGUCAUCUUCUGUCUCCCCUGAUGUACUGACAGAGGAGCCGGUGGGGGAGCGACGGCCUCUUAUUUUGGCGGCUCUAGCGGAGGCAAUCGAUAUCGAAACUGCUGUGAAGACAGCUGCAAAAGAGCUGACAAAUGAAACAAAUAACACCCUCUCGGAGUGCCAUAAAACGCUGCAGAGAACAUACGACGAGGCCUUUGAUUUAGUUCGAUUGCUGCUCGCACGAGGAGCGUCGCUGUCAGUGCCAUCUGAAAAGGGGAUUUUCCCUCUUGAAUAUGCAAUUAAGAAACACAGCAUGCGGGCAGCGGCUUUGUUAUUAGCAGCACCGCAGUGCAGCGACAGAAGAUGUAAAGGACGGUUUUGUCUCCCCGACGGCCUGACUCCCCUGCACAUGGCUUCUGCUUCAAAUGACCUCGCUUUGGCCGCGUUGCUGCUGAAGGAAGAUGCUGCUGCGGAGCUGCAGCAGGCGAGCGCGCGCUGUCAUUGCUGCCUUGGCAGUGCAGCAAUAGCCUUUGCAUGCACCCCCCCAGCCCCAGAGGGGCUCCAGCCCACCCGCUCUGUGUCUGUGAAGCUUCCUCUCUGUCGUACAUGUUUAGCUAGAGCACGAGAUGAUAGGGGCUGCACUGCAGCCUUUUAUUGCGGGAGCCGCAGCAUGUUGAGGCUUCUGCUAGAUAGUGGCUCCCCUCUUGAUUCCUGCAGCAGCUCAGGAGACACGCUGCUGCAUGCGCUUGUUUACAACGCUCGCCGCUUCGUAGACCCCGACCCUGCCAGCAGCAUACAAGCAGCAAGAGAGGAGGAAGAGACUGAAGCAGCAGCACCUGAGGGCCCAUCAGAGGUCGUCUGCAUGUGCAGGGAUUGCGGAGGCCCCCAGGGAAGUCCAAGUGGCUCUGCUCUCUGCCGCAUAUUGCUGCUGCUGCAGCGGGUUCAAUCUCAAGCAUCAAUCAGCUCCAGCCCAACAGAAACGCGGACCUCAACAACAAAGACAGUCGCAGAAUUUAUCAACACCCAAAACCAGGGAGGCUGGGCAGCGCUGCAUCUGGCAGCCUCUAGGGGGUAUUCAGAUGUUUGCAAGGAUGCUCCGUGGAAGUGUAGAAAGACAGAGCCUGAGCUCCUCUGCUAA